Molecule: messenger RNA, 12740 nt
Organism: Hypanus sabinus (Atlantic stingray)
Lineage: Eukaryota; Metazoa; Chordata; Chondrichthyes; Myliobatiformes; Dasyatidae
Product: acetylcholinesterase-like
Exons: 5
Coding region: 339-2126 (595 amino acids)
Biological process (GO): acetylcholine catabolic process; choline metabolic process
Cellular component (GO): plasma membrane
Molecular function (GO): acetylcholinesterase activity
Source: RefSeq, a predicted model, not a curated record
UAAGGUUUGUGGUCUGGGCGGUUCCGUUCAUGGCUGGUAGCGCGGUCACCUGAAUCCUCUGUAUUGUCCAGCUACGGACAGCAUGAGCAUCUCCCCCACCAGGCCUUGCCCACACUGCACCAGCAGCCAGUGAAUCUACCAAGCUGAGCUCCUCGGGUGUGGGAAGAAAUGGGACGGAAUCUGUAUAACUCUGUGAGGCAGCAGCUCUCAGUAUCAUCUGCUAUGUCACCGGACUUCCAACCCUGGCAACUCCUUGGUUUCUUUCCGAACUACGGGAAUUGUUUCUAUUCUGCUCUGCCCUCGCUUCUCCCUUCAGGGCCGAAACAGCAGUGAGAACAAUGAAUUUGCUCAUCACCUCAGUGCUGGGCAUGCUUCUGCACUCCUCCAUGUGUCAGUCACAACCAAACUCCGAGCUCCUUGUCAACACUCUAUCAGGGAAAGUGAAGGGAACAAGGAUACCAGUCCUGACCAGCCACGUCAGCACCUUUCUGGGAAUACCCUUCGCAGAAGCUCCAGUGGGAAACUUGCGGUUCCAGAAACCCAUGGCCAAGAAGCCCUGGACUGAAACCUGGGAUGCCACUUCCUAUCCCAAGAACUGUUACCAGUAUGUUGAUAACCAGUACCCUGGAUUUCCCGGUUCCGAGAUGUGGAAUCCCAAUAGGGAGAUGAGCGAGGACUGCUUGUACCUCAAUAUUUGGGUGCCUUCUCCAAGACCCAAAAAUGCAGCUGUCAUGGUCUGGGUCUUUGGAGGUGGUUUCUACAGCGGCUCCUCAACAUUGGACGUCUACAACGGGAAAUAUCUCGCUUACACGGAGAAGGUGGUGGUGGUCUCCAUGAACUACAGGGUGGGUGCAUUUGGGUUCCUCGCCCUGCACGGAAGCGAGGAGGCGCCCGGGAACGUGGGCCUUCUGGACCAGAGACUGGCUCUGCAGUGGGUGCAGAAGAACAUCCGGUUCUUUGGUGGCGACCCGGGAAUGGUGACCAUCUUCGGAGAGAGUGCGGGCGGUGCUUCUGCUGGCAUGCAUUUACUGUCCCCAGACAGCAGGGACCUGUUUCAAAGAGCCAUCCUUCAGAGUGGCUCACCGAAUUGCCCGUGGGCCACCAUCUCGCGAACUGAAGGGCGCAGGAGAGCAGUCGAGUUGGGAAGGCUCCUUAGCUGCAACAUCAAAAAUGACAGAGCAUUAAUCCGCUGCCUUCGGGCAAAGAAGCCCAAGGAAUUGAUUGACCAAGAAUGGAAUGUCCUUCCCUACAGUGGUAUCUUCCGAUUUCCCUUCGUUCCCAUCAUUGACGGAGACUUCUUCCCGGAAUCCCCAGACGCCAUGAUAAACACGGGCAACUUCAAGAGAACGCAAGUCUUAUUAGGAGUUAAUAAGGACGAGGGUACUUUUUUCCUUUUGUAUGGAGCGCCAGGUUUCAGCAAGGACUCCGAGAGCACCAUCUCCCGCAAAGACUUCAUGUCGGGAGUCAAGCUAAGUGUACCUCACGCCAGUGACUUGGGGUUGGAAGCUGUGGCCCUCCAGUACACGGACUGGAUGGACGAGCACAACGGCGUAAAGAACAGAGAUGCCAUGGAUGACAUUGUGGGGGACCACAAUGUCAUCUGCCCCUUGAUGCACUUUGCCCUCAAGUACUCCGAGUUCGGCAGCGGUACCUAUGUGUAUUUCUUCGACCAUCGGGCCUCCAACAUGGUGUGGCCAGAGUGGAUGGGGGUGAUCCAUGGCUACGAGAUUGAGUUUGUGUUUGGGCUGCCGCUGGAGAAGAAGUUGAACUACACACAGGAGGAGGAGAUGCUCAGUAGGAAGAUGAUGCACUAUUGGUCGACGUUUGCUAAAACUGGAAACCCAAACGAGUUCCAUUCAAAGGAGAAUGUUUGGCCUCCCUUCACCACCAGCGAGCAGAAGUUUAUUGACCUCAACACCAAGCCCGUCAAAGUCAACCAACGGCUCAGAGUUCAGACGUGUGUCUUCUGGAACCAGUUCCUCCCCAAGCUUCUCAAUGUCACAGAGACCAUCGACGAGGCCGAACGCCAGUGGAAGAUGGAGUUCCACAGAUGGAGCUCCUAUAUGGUACACUGGAAGAACCAGUUUGACCACUACAGCAGGCAGGAGCGCUGUGCUGAGCUGUGAUCAUUACCCUGCGGCUAGCCUAGCAAGGCAGACAGCAGCAUCUCUGCAACCGACCAGACACCCUGUCUAGCUCCUGGUGACACCACCGUGGCCCUCCGCGCCUACCACCAAACCUUGCCUUGAGACCACCUCUAAUGCAAACCCUAUCCGUCAAGCCCCUUCUCAGCCAGGCUGCCACACGCAUUUCACUGUCUCCUUUCUGUCCUCUAGGCCUGUCUCCACUGCCCCACACACUCCCUAAUGCCCUCUGUUCAAUUUUCUCUCUCACCUUCUCAGCCAUCGUCCCCUCCCUGCUCUCCACUACCAUCAUCUCUAAGCAAGCCCUCUCCAUUCUCCCCAUAUCCUGCUCCACUUUAACCCCUUAUGGCAUUUUCCUCACCCUCACCCUCCUGUUAUUUAUCCCAGACCCCCUCCUCCCUUGCUCUGCUAUCACACAUUCUCUCCCCAACUCUCCCCCAAACCCUUCACUAUAAAUCCCCUAUACUCUGUCACAAAGAUCCAGCUGCCCCUUAAGGCUCUGGGUCUUUUCUCCAGUUAGUCCCUCACUGGUUGAGAUAUUAGAAACCUACUUGGCCCCUUUAACCUCCAUCACCUUUCCCUAUGAAAAUGGCUAAAUCUCUGCUACCAGAAUACUUCCCGAUCAUUAGAUCCUCUGACCCACCCAGCCUCAUUCACAUAACCUCCAUGUUCUCUGGGGGAAGGGAAAUCCUCUCACAAAGAAAUUUCUCCCCCAUCACAGUCUCAAACUACCACCCCAGGUCGAGGCCACUCCUCCCCCCAUCAGUCCAGCUCUUCUACUAGUUCCAGGAACAUCUCAGGGUCCUUCCUCCUCAUCUCUGCCAGGACCCCGUAUAUCUCAAAGAGAUCAGCUGUCAUCCCAAAUGAGGCCAAGCUUUCUCGCCCUCUCGUGACCGCUCAAAGCCUUCCUACCCCAGCCGGGACUGACUCCGCCAGUAUCUCCAUCCUCGGGUGUGAAAACCCAAACUGCAUGCAGUCCCUUCAGGGUGAUCUUAGCAACUCUUCCCCACUCUCCAACGCUACUUCCCUCCGAGAGAGGAUUACUUGUCGUACGUCUUUCCAAAGGAUGACUUGGAUCUCCCAGCACUGGACGCUCAGCACCAGGGGGCUGCUCCCGAGACCCGGGUUCAGCCUGACCUCUGGUGUGGGCAGUGUGGAGUUUGCACAUCUUUCCUGUGACCACGGGAUGCUUUGCUUUUCAGCUGCUACAUACCGAAGACACAAGAGUAGGUGGAUAUUUACCCUCUGUAAAUGAGACGCAGAGUAGCACAUGGUGAAAUUUGGGGGAUUGGGAGGAGAGUUGGAUGGGGUGAUAGUGGAGGAAUGGGUUGGAUCCAUGAGCCAGGCUGGGCAUAAUGGGCCAAAUGGCCUCCAAUGGCAAAAGAGAACACAUCUGUUUACCUUGCUAAUCAACACCUCUUUCCUUUCAGUAAAAAAAAAUCCCAAACCAAGAAUACUGGAGUUCGCUGGUGGGAAAACUUCACAUACAGGGACAUAACUAAAAGGGGCCAUUCAUGUUAAACUCAUAGUGUGAUAUCGAUUUCUCCUUCCAAUUUCAAAAAAAAAUUCCCUCCCCCUCUCCUCUUCUAUUCCCUACUCUGGCUGGUAACCUGUACAUCACCUCACCCUGGUGUCACCCCUUCUCCUUUUCUCUUAUGGUCCACUAUCAGACUCCUUCCCCUCCUGCCCUUAAUCCUUCAACCCACCUGGCUUCACUGAUCACCUUCCACUCCCCUACCUUUUUAUUCUGAUGUCUUCCCCCUUUCUUUCCAGUCCUGAAGAAAAGUCUCAGCCUCAGCUGUUUAUUCAUUUCCAUAGAUGCUGCCCAACCAGCUGAGUUCCUCCAGCAUUUUGGUCCUAGUGUCACUCUGGGCUUCCAGCAACUGUGGACUUCCUCACAUUUAUAACACUAGUCUCUGUAGCUUUCCCUACAUUUUCCACAUACAAACUAUUAAUUACACACGUUUUGCUGCACUUCUCCCUGUGUCCACCCCUACUUAGUUCACAUAGCACCAGCCUAGAUUACAUCGAGCCCAUCCCAAAAAGCUCUCUCCUGCACUCUGUUCCAAUUUGUACAUCUUAGCCAACAAUGUCAAGAGAGGGUGCAGAAAAGAUUCACGAGGAUGUUGCUGGAAACAGAGGGUUGAAGUUACAGGAGAGACUGACCAAGCUGGGACCGCUUUCCCUGGAGUCGAGGAGGUUAAGUGGUGACCUUGUGGAAUAAAAGGAUAAUAAAAUCAUGAGGAGCAUUGAUAUGAUCUGUUUCCCAGGCUGGAGGAGUCUAAAACUAGAGAUCAUAACUUAAAGGUGAGAGUGAAAGGGAUUUAAAGGAUACCUGAAGACAAGUUUCUCUUCAGGGAAUGGAGGAUAGGUGGAACAAGCUACUAGCUGUAGAGCUGAGUACAAUUAUAAUGUGUAAAAGACUUAUGAACAGACAUGUAGAUAGAAAAGGUUGAAAGGGAAACAGGCCAGGUUUCUUUUGCGGGACGCACUGUCAGAGGUUGGUGGUAGAGGCAGAUGCAUUAGAGGCGUUUAAGAGGAUGGAUGAUAGAAAAGUGGAAGGGAAGAGUUAGAUUGAUCUUAGAGUAGGCUGAAAAUGGGCACAUUGUGGGCCAAAGGGCCUGUAAUGUUUGAUGUUCGAAAUGAGAUUAUCUCAUGAAGAGUUGGUCAGCAUGGAAGAGUUGGGCUGAAGGGCCUGUUCUGUACCGUCUAGAGAAGGGUUGCAUUUCACAACACUGGAAAUGCAGUUCAGUGAACAACAGCUAGGAGACUGGUUUGGCUUAUCCAGUGACAUUACGUCAGUCCAGAAAUCUGACUGGUGCUCGUCCACUGUGUACUCACCCUGCUGCAAUUUCCAUGUCCGCUAUGUAGGGGGUGGUGUCCUUUAGCAAGCAGGGCAAGUUGGCUACAGUUACCCUAUGACCCCUUCUUACCAGCAAAGUGCCAGCUAGUACAUCCCUAGUCCUUGGGCUCCAUUCACCACCACUACCCCCACUCCAAACUCCAAGGGACAUCCCAUUAUUGCCGUUCCCAACUGUCCCCUACAUUCAAUUCCCUUCCUGAAUGAUGAUUCCCUCCCCUAGCCAUCUCUGAAUUCCAGUUCUCUUCCCCAUCCCACAGACGUAGCUCCAAUCUGGUCGUGUCCCCCCCCCCCCCCGCCCCCCAUUAGGUACCUCUGGCCUUAGGGAAAGCAGACCAGACCAAGGCAAUUUCCCACUUACAUCAUUCAAUUCAAUAAAGUUGAGACUUUAUAAGGCAUCAGAUAGACUCUAUAUGCUGUUUUGGGCCCCCUAUUGAAGAAAGGAUGUGCUGGCACUGGAGAGGGUCCAGAGGAGGUUCUCAAAGAAUGAUUCUGGGAAUGAAAGGGUUCAUGUAUGAGGAACAUUUGAUAGCUAUGGGUCUGAACCUGCUGGAGUUUAGAAGAAUGAGGGGAGGGAUCUCGUUGAAAAGUACCAAAUACUGAGUAGAUGUGGAAAGUUUGUUUCCUAUAGUGGGAGAACCUAGGACCAGAUGACACAGCUUCUAAAUACAAGGACAUCUCUUUAGAACAGAGAUGAGGAAGAAUUCCUUUAAGCCAGAGGGUGGUGAAUCUGUGGAGGACAAGUCACUGGGUAUAGUUAAAGCAGAGUUGAUAGUUUCUUGAUUAGUAAGGGCAUCAAAAGAUACAAGAAGGAAGAAUGGGGUUGAGGGACGAUAAAUCAGCCAUAACAGAAUGGUGGAGCAGUUCAGAUGGGCUGAAUGGUUUAAUUCUGCUCCCAUGUCUUAUAGUCAAUGCAGUCAAACUCUAGGCUUGAGGUCUAAAGGCGAUGUUAUGUGGUGAAUGAUUAACAUAGCAAUCAGAGCUCUAUAGGUAUGCUGAACAUCCAGGAUUUUCUCCUACAACUGCCCUGGGCACAGACGGGGUUGACCCUCCCCUGGACAGCCCCACUCCAUCUGGUGUCUGCCCUCUUGGAAUCCAGCAGGAAUAAACAUGCACUUCUUAAAGGUAUCCCAAAUACAAGACUGUUAUUUGGAGAAGAGGUUGGUUGAUAAACUACCUUCCUGCCACAGAAUAUUGGGGACAGCGUCAAUUAGGAAGUUGAUCCCAGCCCCAUAUCUACCAUUCUUUCGUUACAUUGUCUAUCAGAAUCUUUGCAAACACUUCUCAUCGUCACUCACUCAUACCAGGCAACUCAUGUGCAAGCACUCUGCAUCUACACUACUGCGCUUGGGAAUGAAACUGAUCUCACUUUGAAAUUCCCUGUGAAAUACACUUUUCUCUGAGAUAUAUUGUAAAAUUAUUUAUUUAAGUGUUUUUUGUGUGCUUUUUCAGAGGCAGUGUCUGGUAGGUUUUGAGGGAUUUAAAAUCCAAUUUGACAACGCUGGUCCAUUCCCAAUGUUAAUGGCAACAUAGCUUGAGAUUGUAACAGCUCGCAGAAAGAGACAGCACGUGACUGAUCCUGAUUGCGAGUCGGUGUAUCCCUAAUUCUGCAGUGCCUCCAUGAAGUUCAGCAGGAGGCUGUGGUCUCAUUUCCAUCCCUUUGUGGGUGAGUCACUGGUUCAAGCCCCAGUUCAGGAUCUUGAUUCUAAUAGUCACACGAUACACAAGAACAGGCCCUUCCAGCCACACCACACAGCAAUCUUCCAAUCUGAGCCUAGUUGAAUCACAGGAUGACGUACAUGACCAAUUAACCUACCAACCACCCACCUUUGGACUAUGGAAGGAAACCCACAUGAUCAUGGGGAGAAUGUAGAAACUCCUUACAGGCAGUGCCGGGAAUUAAAUCCAGUUUGCUGGUACUGUAAAGUGUUGUGCUAACCACUAUGCUACCGUGCCUGAUCCCAUUGACCCACACCCGGACUAUAGCCAUCCACAUCUCUCCCAUAAGUCUUUGAAGUAAGGUCUCAUAUGUCUCACAGAAGGAUUCAAAAUAAACUCCCACACUACAGUAACAGACAAGUUCCACCCAGAUUGAACCUUCCAAUCAUCAAUAUGAAACACGGCUGUUUGUGGGGAUGGGGGAACAUGGACUGGCUGCCUGGCUGAUCCACAUUGGACAAAAUACUUAACGGCAAAUUAUGACAAAGUUACAGCCCUUCACUCCUGAUGCAACUCAGAAUAUCUGGUUGAAAAAACCAUUAGACAACAAAUUAAUUUAUAAAGGACCAAAUGAUGAAAAAACAUUAAAAGUAAAUAACACUAAUCUUGCAGAAGAAAUCUCAUCUGCUAGAUCUUUAAAAACCAGGUUGUUCCCUAAACAGACAUGCUUGAGAUUUCCUAAAGGAGCCAUUCCCCUUAGCGUGAUCACUCAAGUCAAAUCUCAUGCUCUCCUCAGAGGCUGUAGAGAUCCACGUAACCAGGAUGUUAGGGUAGAUUCCCUUAACGGAGAAAUCCUGUGUGUGAUUUGGUUUAACGUGGGGAGACCGAUGCAUGGGCAGGCACCAUACAGUCCCUGGCAGAUCGGGGUCAGGGUCCAGUGGCGUGAUGACUGGGGACUCUUUGCUGGCGUCGUGAUGAUCUUCCGCCAGCUCCGCAUCUCUUUGAACACUGAUGAUGAUGAUGGCUAGUUCUUUGCUUGCGAAGAUCAGAAGGAAAGGAGAGUCCUUAGGAUCGACGGCGCGACCGUUGGUGACUGCAGAGGCCGAUUCUGGAUCUGCGGACUGUGGAACAGCACGGACAUGGGAAGAGCAGGCAUAAUAGGCAAUAGACAGUAGGUGCAGGAGUAGGCCAUUCGGACCUUCUAGCCAGCACCGCCAUUCACUGUGAUCAUGGCUGAUCAUACACAAUCAGUACCCCGUUCCUGCUCUCUCCCCAUAUCCCUUGACCCCGCUAUCUAUAAGAGUAUCUAAUUCUCUCUUGAAUGCAUCCAGAGACUUGGCCUCCUCUGCCUUCUGCAGCAGAGCAUUCCACAUAUCCACCACUCUCUGGGUGAAAAAGUUUUCCCGCAUCUCUGUUCUAAAUGGCCUACCCCUUAUUCUUAAACUGUGGCCUCUAGUUCUGGACUCACUCAUCAGCGGGAACAUGCUUCCUGCCUCCAGUGUGUCCAAUCCCUUAAUAAUCUUAUAUGUUUCAAUCAUGCGGAUGCUUGGCUAGUAGGAUCCUUCCUGCAUGUCCUCUACUCUUCAGCAGUCGCUCUUCUGGAUUGCUCAAAAUCCUUGGCUGCUCCGUAGAUCGGCUGCUGUCGCUCAUUGACCCCGAUACUUGACUGAGAGAGCUGCUGCUUAAGUUGGUCUUUGUACCUCUUAGACAAUCUCUCUGCCCUGAGGUAGUUCUCCACAGAGUACUGCUUUCGGUAACCUGGAGUUGUCCGUGUGAGAUGUGCGGCCUGGCCAGCAGAGCUGCCUGAGCAGUAAUGUGGCUUCAAUGCUGAGAAGUUGAGCCUUCUGAGGACCUCGUUGUUGGAGACACAAGCUGACACUCCUGAUGGAGCAGAGGCAGUGCUGAUGGCAGCGCUUGAGCAACCGGGUUUGCUUGCGGCAAAGACCCAGGCUUCGGAGCCGGAUAGCAGUGUUCCGACGAUGGCAGCCCUGUACACCAGGAUUCUUGUGAACAGACGUAGCUGGUGGUUCUUCCACACACAUUUCUGGAGGCACUGCUGGCUCUGGCAAAUCGAUUGUCAACGUCCCUUACUACCGUUAAAGAUGACGCUGCCCAGGGAGGUGAACUGCUCAACCAUGGUGAGUGGUUGGUCACCAUGGUGAUCAGAGGUGAGUUGUUGAUGCACCAUCAAUAACUCACACUGAGACGUAAGGCGAGAUAUCGGCUUUUAUUGACUGGAAGAAGGAACCAGGAGUGAGUGUCCAUCAUACUAUGUCCUGGAGACUGAGGCCGAGCGUCAGGCCUCAGAUCGCCUUUAUACAGGGGCCUGUGGGAGGAGCCACAGGAGCAGUCAGCAGGGGGUGUGUCCAGACAGGCACAUAGUUCACCACAGUUGUAAACUCCACAAGGGUGUUUCUGAUGGAGGACCAUUGUUUUCUUCAGACUGAUCAUUAACCCGAAAGCCCUUGCAGCCUCGGUGAACUGAGUGACUGCAGCCUGUAACUCGUCCUCUGUGUGCAUGAGAAGAACAUGCUUAUCGUAUAUGGAGAAUAGGCUGUUGCAUGGUUUUUGUGCAGGCAAGAUGGUUGAAGAUACUUCCCUCAGUUCGGAACCGAAUGUAGGCGCUCUCCGGAGGUGAUCUUUUUCAUUUGCCAUACCAUUAUGCUGAAUAAGGGUCCAGUGGCGUGGAAUGCAAGACAACAGGGGACAUUUCACUGCUCUUCCCUCACCGUGUCAUGAUCUGCCAGUUCUGCCACUGAGGUCUCCUUAAACACUACAAUUACCAUUAGGUCUGUCAGGCUUUGAGGCCUAAGGACAGUCUACAUCAAAAAUCACAACUUAGGGAGCGUUACACUGUGUUAGCACGUUCUAAAUGUAACCACCGGGGAUUGUACAGCUAAUGAAAUAAUCCCCAAACUCCAGCUAUUGAAAAUAGGCACUGCGAAAUUUUGACAAACCAAUGUACAUUUCCUGUACAACUGCUGUUUAAUAUUUAUUUUUUGUAUUGUUAAAAAAAAAGCCAUGGCUGAAGGCAUUUAUUGCCUUGUGCUCAUUACUGAUGAUAGUGAGCCACCAUAGACAACGCAGGAGGGAUCAUACCUCCGAGAUUAACGGGAUGCCAACAGCAUUGCCAUGGAGGGAACACCAAGGGACAGCGAAUGGCCACCUAUCCAGUUCCAAGUGGGGAUGGGCUGGGGUGUAAGGGGCUUUGACGCGAGUGUUCUCAUACGUCUGUGCAGUAGAGGAUGCACUUUGGGAAUGGUCGACGAGGAUUUGAGACCCUCCACUGCUAUAUUCAAUUCUUUUACUUGUAGAGUCUUGCACUGACACCAAACACUGCCUCUUCUUCAAAGUAUUCAGAGACUAAGGGCAUUGUAUAUUAUGCAUGUAAAGUGAAUAUAUUGUCAUGAUACAAUAAUCCGCGCACUUUUCAAUAAAUAUAUCUCUAUUGAUAACCUGAAGUGAUUGUCUUCAAGACUUGUUAUUUCCAUUUUCCACAAAGAAAAAUACAGGAACUGAUUCUUCUAACUCAAACACCCUCUGGUAACAGCUCAAAGGUUGACAAUCUCUGAGUUCAAGCCCUGCUCCAGAGAAAUGAGCAUGAAACCCAGACCGAUGUUGCACAGUGAUAAGGGAAAGACUGCAGAGGCUGGGGGUAUAGACCAGGGAUUCCCAGCCUUUUGGAACCAGGUUGGGAACCCCUGGUGUACAAGGUAAAGGAAGGAGCGACAAGAAAGUGGAUAUAGGCAAUACUGGAAAUGGAGCAGCAAUUUUAAGAGGCAACCCAUCACAUCCUUAUGAGAUUUAACUUUAACCAGUGAUCCCUUAACAGCCAGUGCUUCCCCACCUGGGGUUCUCAGUUAAUGGCAGGGGUCCAUGGCAUAAAAAAAGCUAGGGAACCCCUGCUGUAGUCAUAGAAAAGUACAGCACAGAAAUAGGUCCUUCGGCCCAUCAAGUCUGGGCUGAGCCAUUUAAUCUGCCUACUCCAAUCGAUCUGCACCAGGACCAUAGCCCUGCAUUCCCCCACCAUCUCUCUCCCGACCCUCUAAGUGAAGGAGUUUCCCCUUGUGUUUCCCUUAAACUUUUCACCUUUCCCCUUAACCCAUGACCUCCAGUUGUUAUCCCACUCAACCUCAGUGGAAAAAGCUUUCUUGCAUUUAGUCAAUCUCUACCCCUAAUAAUUUUAUAUACUUCUAUCAAAUCUCCUCUCACUCUACAUUCUAAGGGAGCUUGAGGUAAAAGAACCCUUAGGAACCAGUGAUCACAAUAUGAUUGUGUUCAACUUGAAACUUGAUAGGGAGAAAGUAAAGUCUGACGUAGCAAUAUUUCAGUGGAGUAAGGAAAAUUACAGAGGUAUGAGAGAGGAGUUGGCCAAAGUAAACUGGAAGGAGCUGCUGGCAGGGAUGUCAGCAGAGCAGCACUAGUGUGCUUUUCUGGGGAAAAUGAGGAAGGUGCAGGACAUGUGUAUUCCAAAAAUGAAGAAACACUCUAACGGUAAAAUAGUACAACUGUGGCUGACAAGGGAAGUUGAAGCUAUUGUAAAAGCAAAAGAAAGGGCAUACAACAAAGCAAACAUUAGUGGGAAGACAGAGGAUUGGGAAAUUUUCAAAAACCUACAGCGAGCAACUAAAAAAAAAAUCACUAAAAGGGGAAAGAUAUAAUAUGAAAGCAAGCUAGCAAAUAAUAUCAAAGUGGAUAGAAAAAGUUUUUUCAAGUACGUUAAAAAGAAGAGAGAAAUACAGAACUGCUAGAAAAUGAGGCAGGAGAAAUAAUAAUGGGACAAGGAGAUGGCUGCUGAACUAAAUGAGUAUUUUGCAUCAGUCUUCACUGUGGAAGAUACUAGUAGUGUGUCUGACGUUGAGUUGUGCGAAGGAAGAGAAGUGGGUGCAGUUACUAUUACAAGGGAGAAGAUGCUCAAAAAGCUGAAAGACAUAAAGGUACAUAAGUCACUCGGACCAGAGGAACUGCACCCCAGGAUUCUGAAAGAAGUAGUGUUAGAGAUUGUGGUGGCAUUAGAAAUGAUCUUUCAAAAAUCAUUGAACUCUGGCAUGGCCAGGGACAGGAAAAUUGCAAAUGUUACUCCACUCUAAAAAAGGAAGCCAGCAGAAAGGAAAUUAUAGACCAGUUCGCCUGACCUCAGUGGUUGGGAAGAUGUUAGACCCAUUUGUUAAGGAUGAGGUGAUGGAGUACUUGGUGACACAGGACAAGAUAGUACAAAGUCAGCAUGGUUUCCUUCAGGGAAAAUCCUGCCUGACAAACCUGUUGGAAUUAAAAAUAGUGGAUGUUGUAUAUUUGGACUUUCAGAAGGCCUUUGACAAGAUGCCACACACGAGGCUGCUUUCCAAGUUAAGACCCCAUGGUAUUACAGGAAAGUUACUAACAUGGUUAGAGCAUUGGCUGAUUGGUAGGAGGCAGCGAAUGGGAAUAAAAGGAUUCUUUUCUGCUUGGCUGCCAGUGACUAGUGAUAUUCCGCAGGGUCGGUGUUGGGACCAUUUCUUUUUAUGCAGUAUAUAAAUGAUUUAUAUGAUGGAAUAGUUGGCUUUGUUGCCAAGUUUGUAGAUGAUAUGAAGAUUGCUGGAGGGGCAAGUAGUGUUGAGGAAACAGGACGGCUGCAGAAGGACUUAAACAGAUUAGGAGAAUGGGCAAGAAACUGGCAAAUGAAAUACAAUAUUGGAAAAUGCACGGCUCUGUACUUUGGUUGUAGAAAUAAAUGUGUAGACUAUUUUCUAAACGGGAAGAAAAUCCAGGAACCUGAGAUGCAGAAGGACUUGGGAGUCCUUGUGCAGAACACCCUGAAGGCUAACUUGUAGGUGGUGAGGAAGGCAAAUGCCAUGUUAGCAUUCAUUUCAAGAGGUCUAGAAUAAAGAGCAUAAGGUAACUUAUAAGGUGAAGUUUUAUAAGGCACUGGUGAGGUCUCACCUCGAGUACUGUGAACAGUUUUGGGCCCCUCAUCUUAGAGAAGAUGAGCUGGCAUUGGAGAGGGUCCAGAGGAGAUUCACAAGAAUGAUUCUGGGAAUGAAAGGGUUAUCAUAGUAAGAACUCUGGCUCUGGGUCUGUACUCGCUGGAAUUCAGAAGG